This is a messenger RNA of Amyelois transitella, 10739 nucleotides long. It is a transcript of the gene LanA, whose product is annotated as laminin subunit alpha. Bases 678 to 9980 code for a protein of 3100 amino acids. Gene Ontology annotation, molecular function: zinc ion binding. Lineage: Eukaryota; Metazoa; Arthropoda; Insecta; Lepidoptera; Pyralidae. The transcript is spliced from 56 exons. The record is from RefSeq and is a predicted model, not a curated record. Gene Ontology annotation, biological process: cell adhesion.
GACUCUCCCUGGACAUCCACGGGAGAUACGAGGGUGGUGGGGUCUGCCAGAAUUGUCAGCAUAACACCGAGGGUAUCAACUGCAACAAAUGCCGACCUACCUACUUCAGGCCGUAUGGGAAGACUUGGGGGCAAAUCGAUGUGUGUCAACCAUGCCAAUGCGACCUACACUACUCGACCGGCAACUGCGCAGAAGAGACCGGCCAAUGCGAGUGUCGUAAGGAGUUCCUGCCGCCGAAUUGCGACUCCUGCGCAUACGGCUAUUUCGACUACCCGGACUGUAAGCCUUGCACUUGCAACCUGAAUGGAACUGAAGGGAACAAUUGCACUCCUGUCGGAGGAUUGUGCCCGUGCAAAUUCAACUACGCUGGAAAUUCGUGUGAAAUUUGCGCAGAUGGAUACUACUCGCCGGAAUGUAAAAAUUGCGAGUGCAACUCUAUCGGGUCGGUGUCGCAGAUUUGCGACAAAACCACCGGCGACUGUACCUGCAAAAGCAAGUACAGUGGCCGCACAUGCAACCAGUGCGAGGCCGGAUACUUCAACUACCCAACGUGCAAACAAUGCAACUGUGAUAUCAGCGGUACUGAAGCAAGCAUUUGCGAUGACGUCACGGGCCAGUGCAUCUGCAAAGUCGGCUUCGGCGGCGCCCGCUGCGACCAGUGCAUUUCUGGCUACUUCAUGGAGGUCCGGGGUCGGGAACGGCAAUGCGUGCCCUGCAACUGUUCCCCCACUGGCUCCACCUCCACCAGCUGUUCCGCGGACGGCAAGUGCAAUUGUCUGGUCAGUUUCGGGGGCAAGCAGUGUGCACAGUGCUCCCCUGGGUAUUAUAAGUACCCUGAGUGUUUACCCUGCAACUGUGACGUGUCUGGGUCUCUGGGCUCAACCUGUGACGACAGCGGCCUCUGUCAUUGCAAACCCAACUUCGACGGGACCAAGUGCGAUAAAUGCAAGCCACAAUUCUACAACUACCCAGCUUGUGAAGAAUGCAACUGCGACCCGAGAGGUGUCAUCCCACAAUUUGCUGGUUGUGGUUCAGUUCCCGAAGGAGAGCUCUGUCUCUGUAAAGAAUAUGCCCACGGCCGUAUUUGUAAUGAUUGCAAGCCUCUAUUCUGGAACUUACAAGAGUACAACCCUCUCGGAUGCGAGAAGUGUAACUGCAACGUAUCUGGUACACUCGGUGGUCUGGGAGCCUGCGACACCAGAAGCGGACAGUGUAUUUGCAAGAUGAACGUCGGCGAACGCCAGUGCGACCAAUGUAGAGACGGCUUCUACCAGCUCGAGUCUAACAAUGUUUUCGGAUGCACUGAAUGCGACUGCGACCCCGGUGGAUCCAUCGACAACAAUUGUGACAAGUUGACCGGCCAAUGUCGUUGCCACUCCAGAGUCGAAGGCCGACGGUGUGACCGACCAAUCAGAGCACACUAUUUCCCAACCCUUCACCAGUUCCAGUACGAAGUAGAGGAAGGUCUGACCCAAUCUGGACCAGUGAGAUAUAGGAAUAAUGAAGCGGUCUUCCCUGGGUAUUCCUGGAAGGGAUAUGUCGUGUUUUCUAUACUACAGAAUGAAGUAAUCAACGUAGUCCAUAUCCUAUCCAAGUCAUCGCUUUACCGGAUGGUGAUCAAAUAUGCGAACACUCUGAAAGACCCGGUCGUGGCGACUGUCAUCAUCACGCCGGAAAAUGUCAAUGAUAUUCAACAGAAAUUCAGCGUACUUCUAAAGCCGACCACGCAGCCUCAGCUUGUGACGGUGGCCGGAGAGAAGGGCUUGGCCCCGUCGCCCUUCGUUAUGAACCCGGGUAAUUGGACCGUCACCAUCAAAACUACCAAGGAGGUCAUGAUUGACUUCUUCGUACUAGUACCAGAGACGUACUAUGAAGCGACCAUGCUGACGAAGCUGGUGGACAAGCCUUGUGUGGUGAACGACAACAAUCUGUGCCGACAUUACGUGUACCCCAGCGUCCAGGGCCGGCCUCGUGCUGACGUCACCAGCCUCUCCUCCUCGGCUACCAUCUUCAUUGAUGGCGAACAGCAACUGAAAGAACUGGACGCGGAACCGAACACCAUACCUCUACUGAGCAACGACCAAAACAGCCUAGAAUACUCAAUGACCAUCGAACCACCAGGUCGCUACGUGCUCGUAGUCGAAUACGUGACCCCAGUUGGCAAUGACAUGACCGCUUCGAACGAAUCCUACGCGUUCUCUGCAAGGAACACUUUAACCGUCCGGUUCCAAUCCGGCUCCGAUCCGGAAACGUAUGCGAUCGUGAAGCUGAACGAGUGUCCGUAUACGUCGCCUUGUAGACAGGUGGUGGUCAAUGACCUGACCAUGAUACACGUGGUCGAAGUCACGAGUAAGGAGAACACUGUGCAUUUGGAUGGUGAACGCGACACUCUAGCAGGCAUCAAGUCUAUAAUAGCUAUCCCGGAGGCAGAUUGGCACUUGGACUACAUGACUCCGAGGCCGUACUGUUUGCGACGCAAUGGAAAGUGCGAACCAGCUGUGUUCUCAGCCGCUGUCGACUCCAAAAAGGUUGAAAUAGAGACCGGAUCAGGCGGUGACACGGUUACUCGCCCACCCAUCUUGGAUAACUCCACCACAGUGGUGUACUUAGCGCCUUCCACGGAACCUGUCAAAAUCGAAACCAAAGUCCCAAGCCCUGGGGACUAUAUUUUCGUGGUGCAUUACUACCAACCAGAUCAUCCAAAAAGUAACGUAGACGCCGUGAUAAUGAUCGACGGGACCUUGUACCAGACACAAAUGCCCGUGGAGCACUGCCCGUCUAAUUCCGGCUGUAGGUCUCUGCUGCAAACAGUUGAUGGCAGAAGACAAUUUCCAGUUACUGAAAACAUUACUAUCACCUUUUCGGGUGAAGGCAGCAAAGGCGUGUGGCUGGACUAUCUCCUGGUCGUGGGAGCGCCCGACUUCACGGAGGCGGCUCUGAAGGAGGCCAACAUGGUCGACUACACGCGCCAGUUCAUCGAGACCUGCGCCGCCAACCAUUACCAGAUCAGCCGCAACAGUAGCGAUUUCUGCCGCGAGUCAAUGUUCUCCAUCACGUCCGAGUACAACAGCGGAGCCCUAGCCUGCCUCUGCGACUUCAUGGGCUCCACCGAGCUGGAGUGCGACACGUUCGGGGGUCAAUGCCCUUGCAAGCCCAACGUCAUCGGAAGGUCCUGCCGCGCCUGCAGGACUGGCUACUACGGCUUUCCGAACUGCAAGCCCUGCCAUUGCCCUUCGACCGCCAUUUGCGAUGAUAACGGCAUGUGCAUCUGCCCAAAGAACGUGGAAGGCGAGGACUGUAACCGCUGCAAGAAAUACACGUUCAACUUCGACGUACAACGAGGAUGUGAUGACUGUAACUGCAAUCCCUUGGGCGUCGUCAACAACAAUCUGCAGUGCGAGGCUGACAGCGGGAAUUGCGACUGCAAAGAGAACGUGAUAGGCCGCGUGUGCGACCACUGCGUGCCCGGACACUACGCGUUCCCGGACUGCGUGCCGUGUACGUGUGACAGAGACGGCACUACUGACGACGUGUGCGAUCAGAACACGGCGCAGUGCUAUUGCAAGAAACAUGUUAGAGGACAGGCUUGCAACACCUGCAAAGAGGAUUACUUCAACCUGCAGGGUGACAACCCUGACGGCUGCACCAAGUGCUACUGCUUCGGGAAGACCACGCGCUGCGCCAGCUCUUAUUUGGCUUGGGGAGAGAUCAACGGCAUGAGCGAUUGGUAUCUAGCCAACAUAGAAGUGAACCGCACGCUCAACAUAUUCCCGCACCCGGAUCUGCCUAUCAUGCAGAACGACUCGACCAUCGAAGUUGACUUCCAGUCUUUGACUUCGGAGCCCAAGGUCCUGUACUUCGGAGCUCCACAAUACUACCUCGGCAAACGCUUAACAUCCUACGGCGGCUACCUCACAUACGCCAUCUACUACACCGCCCAAGACAAGGGCCGGCCCUCAGCAGAACCCGACCUGAUCGUCGGCGGCUCCAACAGCUACAUCGUCCAUAACAGCAUCGAACAACCGCCUUCGGAGACAGCCUGGACACAUUCUGUCAGAAUCACGGAAAAUCAGUUCACCAAUCUUGAUGGAACUGCUGUGACAAGAGACCAGUUUAUGAAUAUUCUAGUUAAUGUCACUAGUAUUUAUGUCCGAGCGACGUAUUGGGAUGAAGGCAUUAUUACGCAAUUAAUGAGCGUUCUACUAGACGUGGCUGUACCAGUAGAAUACGACGAGUACGACCAAUCAAAGCAGGCGACAUCCGUAGAGCAGUGUCAAUGUCCGCCCGCGUACAGGGGAAUGUCGUGCGAGCAGUGCGCGGCAGGGUACUAUAGACUUAGCUCCGGACCUCAUGCGGGGCGCUGCGUGCCUUGCCAGUGUAACGGACACUCUAGAGAGUGCGAUGUUAAUACUGGCAUUUGUUUGGCCUGUACAGACAACACCAUGGGUGAUCAUUGUGAACAGUGCAUCAUCGGUUACCAUGGAAACGCGACGGUGGGGACUCCAAGAGACUGUCUCAUCUGCGCCUGCCCACUUCCAUAUGCAUCAAACAAUUUCGCCAUCGGUUGUGAGCUAAGUCAAAAUGGCUCUCUGAUCUCCUGCGACUGUCAACCUGGCUACGGAGGCGCCCGGUGCGAAUAUUGCGCCGCUGGGUAUUUUGGACAACCUGAACUACCAGGCGAUUACUGCAAACCUUGCAACUGUUCUGGCAACAUCAACCCCAACGACCCUGGCUCCUGCGACAGCAUCACUGGAGAUUGCCUCAAAUGCGUCAACAACACAGCCGGAGCCGCUUGCAACCUCUGCGCUCCCGGCUUCUUCGGUGAUGCCAUCUUCUCCAAGAACUGCACUGCGUGCAUCUGCGACGAACUGGGCAUGGACUACUGCGACCCCUCCACCGGCACCUGCGUGUGCCAACCAGGAGUUAUCGGAGAGAAGUGCGACCGUUGUGAGGAAGACCACUGGGGGCUGAACAGCGGCAGGGGGUGCACCCCCUGCGACUGCGCACUGGCAUCUAACUCCACCCAAUGCGACGAUAACAAUGGACAGUGCAGUUGUGCGAAAGGAGUAACGGGUCGGCAUUGCGAACACUGCGCCGCUGGAUACUGGAACUACAGCAAGGACGGGUGUGAUCAUUGCAACUGCAACACCGGCUAUUCUGUCGGCUUCAUGUGCAACGCGACUGGUCAGUGCGAGUGUCUGCCCGGCGUGGUCGGCGAGAAGUGCGACCGCUGUCCUGAGAGAUGGGUGCUGAUUCCCAACCAGGGUUGUCAAGAAUGCGACUCGUGCACUGAUGCGCUCAUUUUCACCGUACAAGAUUUGCGUGAUCUGUUACUGAAUGAAACGCAAGAGUUCAAGGACAAAGCGGACUCGUUCUUCACCACACAGCGCCUGAACUACAUCUCGAACCAGACUGAAGCCCUCAGACCCAGGGUUUCUGAACUCCAGAAUGUGGACCUGGCCGACGUCACCACCGCCUUUAAGACCCUUGAGAGCGCCGCUAAGAAUCUGCUCAGAUCUGCGGAAUUCGCAGCGACAGACAGUGAUAAGCAGAUAGUCCGAGCAGCUGACCUGGCUGUAGAUGCUAACAAGAUCCUGAGGAUGGUCAGGAGCAGCGCUGAUGAGGCGGCAGCCGUCAUCGCCCACGUGGCUGACUUGGCAACUGGGCUUGAGCUGAGUCAGCAACCCAAAGUGGACAGUGCCCUGACAGAAGCCAAGCAGAUUAGAGACGAUUUGGCUGACAAGGACUUGAAGCCCAAGGAGUUGAUAGCAUUCGUCGCUCUGGACAACGCCACCACUCAGAUAGAACGGAUGAACAUCUUCGUUCAACCGGUCAAUGAACAGGCAAUGCGUUUCGAUUCCCUCGUAAACAACACGAGAGACCUGAAGAAGAAGCUGGACGAGAUGCUGGAGCACACCGACUUGGCGCAGCAUACCGCCGAAAUGGCCAAGAGGCUCAACUUCAAAAACAAGCAAUCCAAGUCGAACAGCAAAGUGGGUUCAGUGACCGACCUGAGCAGCGCCGCCAUGUUGGAUCUAAUAGAGGCCGCCCAUGACACCACCAACGCGACACAGUACACCAACAUUGCCACCGAUGCUGUGGCAGACGCCGUCAAAGCUUUAGAGGAGAUCAGACAGCAGAAUAUCAACAUGGACGACCGGCUGAUCGAGCUGGACAAGAAGAUGGCCGAUCUGAACAAUUACACCAAUGUGGCGCAUCAGCACGCCAUGAGCUUGGGGAACAGGGCUGACAACUUACGAGAUCUGGCCAAGCGUGAGAACAACAAUACCAGAACACAAGACGCGUACGCAGCCGCCUCGGCGUACUCUUCAAUUGUACAAGAGAUAGCUGAUGCCAAGAUGGCCGCCGACCAAGCUGACGAAGCUGACAAGAACGCUACUAGCAUCGAAAAUGACCUGAAACAACGUGUUGGUCCCGCGCGGGAGAAAUCUCAGAAACUCUUACAAGAAGCCCUGCAAGCUUUGGACACCGUGGACAAGACGCUGGGGCCCAAUUUGACUCUGGCCAUGAGUUCCUUGACCAACGCCUCGGAGACACUGGGAAGAGCUGGUGACGACACCAAUGCCAUUGAACUCGCUAUGCCAUCAAAAAGCACGUUUGCCCUUCAAGAGGAGGCUGCCAAAGCUGAUAGGGUAAAUGCUGUAGUCCGAGAAACCCUGGACACGAUGUCGGAGCUGGGCAAGCACCUGGCCAGCAGCAAGCAGUGGGCGCAGACGCUGCCCAAACAGGCAGACGAGGCGCAGAAGAUGGCAGCCAACGUGGAGUCUUUAUUGAAGCAAACUGACAAGAGCGACGCGCUGGACAUGAAGUACAGGGCCGUGAAGAUGAUGCAGGAAGACCUGGAGAACAGGAGGGCUGAGGCCAACGCCAAGCUGCUGCGGCUCAAGGAGCAGAUUGAACAGGCGCGCACCGUAGCAAACCGCAUCGAGUUCGGAGUGAGUUUCGACCGGCUGUCUACCCUCCAACCCCGUUUGCCGGACAACAUCGACGAGAUGUCAACCUCCACUCAAGUCUCUGCCUACUUCCGCACAAAGGAGAAGGACGGUUUCCUACUGUACCUCGGAAACCCUAAAGACACUAAUUUGAGGAGAAGCAAGUCGGACGACUUCAUGGUGCUUAGCAUCCAGAACGGGUACCCCCGCCUGGAGAUGGACAUCGGUGACAGCCACGACUCGGGCCGGGACCCGGCCAAGUUCAUCAGCGACAAAUACGUGGCCGACGACCAGUGGUACCAGGUCAUCGUCAACAGAGUGGGCCGCAGCGUGAAGCUCUCGAUUCGCGAGGCACUAGCCAACGGCUCAGAAUACGUCCACUCCAAGGAAGGCAUGCUCCCCGGGACCCACACCAUCUUCAACUUGGACAAGCAGAAGUCCAAACUCUACGUGGGCGGGGUCCCGUCGGAUGCCAAACUCCAGAAGAUCAGCUUCCCCGCCUUCGAGGGUCAGAUCGAGGAGCUGAUGAUUGGGGACACGCCUGUGGGACUCUGGAACUUCGUGAAUGCGACCAACCUUAAAGGAUCUAGGAAGAGGAACAUACUUAUACCGCCACCCGUCUCCCAAAACGAGUACCGCUUCAACGGGCGCUCCCACGUCACCAUGUCGGGCGCCAAGCACCUGGUGCCUGAGAAGAACCACAUCCAGCUGUUCUUCAGGACCUACGCUCCAAACGGCCUCAUCUACCUGGUGGGAGAAAACAACCACUUCUUCUCCGUUCAGAUGCAAGAUGGUGCUGUUUAUAUGCAGAUUGCGUUCGGCCCCAAAGAGGAAGACCUGAUAAUCCUGGGCACUUCGAAGACUUACAACGACGGCCAUUGGCACAAGCUCGACGCGACCAGAUACCUAUCAGACUGUUCCCUCAAAGUGGACGGAGAAAUACUCAGAUGCGUUCCAUCAGCAGUCACUUCCACAGUCAAAGAAAUACCAGCUAUCGGUACCAUGAACUUCGGAGGCGGAAACAAGGGUAUAUCCAGGGUGACUAGUCAAGGUUUCGACGGUUGCAUCAGACAGAUAAACAUAGACAGGAUCAAUGUGGAGCUGGGAGACAGCGUGGAGUCUAUAGGAAUGGUCUACGGAUGUCAGAUCGCGUCCCUAGUAUCGCUAUCAGGCCAGGACAGCUACCUCCGCUUCACGGACGUGACCCUGGAGAACCCGCAGAUCACGCUCAAGUUCAAGACGUCCAGCCCCGACGGGCUGCUGUUCGUGUACUCCAGCAGGACCCACACCACCAGCAGCCAGGACCUAAUAUCGCUCUCUCUGAUCAAGGGUCAGCUAGUCCUGACCAGCCAGCGAGAGAAGCUGGACACAGGUCUCAACACGUACAACGACUCCCAGUGGCACGUGGUCACUGUCACACACGGCACCAAGGCGCUCAAGAUGGUCAUCGACGAUUAUGACUACUUCAGCACUGACACAGCGCCAGACCCUCUCCACAUUCUAAACGGGGUGUUGUUCAUCGGCGGCAUCCAGCCGAACUACGUGAUCGCCGGCAUCAUCGGGUCCCGGGUUCCGUUCCAGGGGUGCAUAGCGGACACCACGCUCAACGGCCGCGUGCUCAACCUCCUGGAGCCCUACAGCAAUAGCAGCGUCACGUUCGGCAGGUGUGGCACUGUUACCACCACGGGCGGGGUGUUGCCAGGUGGCGACUACCCCACGUUGCCGCCGCCAACGGUGUUACCAACUCCACCGCCGACGCCGCACACAGAAGCGCCAGUGGUUUCACAAACGCCGGUCACUAGUAAAGCACGAGCGUCCGAUAUCCAAGCGACGCCACGAAGCACGACUGUAAAGAAAGUCUCCACGACGCCGCGCCCCAAACUCCAACCCGAGACCGGCUGCGCGCUCGCCUACGACAGCUACUACACCGUCGGCGACCCAGAAGAGGGAUAUCGCUUUGGUUCACGCCGCGACAGUCGCAUCGAAUACGGCAAGCUGCCUGGCAGACAGCUGGAACUGUACGACCUGACCAUAGGCUUCCGCACCUUCGACAAACACGGAGGCCUAAUGUUCUACGCCGAGGCGGACAGUGCUCCGGAACAGUUCCUGGCUGUCUUCAUGAAGGACGGCCUGCUGCACGUCUCAUUCAACUGCGGCGAGCGCACAGGCCGUGUGACGUCAUCACAGACUUUCAACGACACCGAAUGGCACUCCCUGACCCUGGUCAGAAACGGUGGUCACAGCAAGGUCACUGUGGACAACAAGGAAGUCGGGGAAACCAGCGUCUCGUGUGUUAACCCCAAGGCGCUGGCGCCGCCGUACUUCUACGGGGGUAUACGGAAGGUCACCACGCAGUAUAAUGAGAGUGUGGCGUUCUACCAGCCGUUCAAGGGCUGCAUGAAAGGCUUGCUGAUGAACGGCCAGCCGGUGCGUGAUGAAAUGCAGCGGACGAAUGCGCUGCGCUGCGUGGACAACGUCGAAGAUGGCAUCUACUUCGAGCCCUCUUCUGGAGAGUUUAGCAGCUACCUUAAGCUGGUGAACCACUUCCGAGUGGGCAACGAAGUGGGCAUCGCCAUGGAGGUGAAGCCGCGGAACAGCACGGGUCUCCUGCUCAGCGUGUACGGCAAGAAGGACUACCUGGUCAUUGAGCUGCUGGAGAACUCGGUGGUGGCGCGCGUGGAGAACGGCAUGGGUCCGUUCCAGGCCAGCUUCAACUUCGGGGAGAACUUCUCGCUGUGUGAUGGCAAAUGGCACACCAUUCAUGCUCUAAAAUCCCACCACGUGGUGACCAUAGGCGUCGACGGGCACUUCUCUGACGCCGUGCUGGGCCGCUCGGGCUCCACGGACACCCGCUUCGGGCUCUUCAUCGGAGGCCACGACAGAGACAUCAAGUCUCUGCCCGGGACCCAGUCCAAGCAGGGCUUCGUGGGCUGCGUCAGAAACAUCCGCAUCAAGGAGAAACCUGUAGCCGUGCCCAGCACCGCCAUUUCGAGGGGAGCCCAUAUAGGAGUGUGCCCGCUGGAUUAAUUUCUUAAUUUUGGUGCGAGAUAUAAUGUUGAGUUCAUUUAUAUAUGUAUUAGUAUUUAUUUUUGAAGUAUAUUGUAUGUAUGAAUGACUGGAAAAGCCAGUGCCUGUGCCAUUAAGUCGUGCUAGAUUUUCAGUUUGUAUUAUUUAUGUAUGUAACAGCCUUGUAUCGAAUGUAUGAUCGAUUAAUUUUGUGACUGUGUUCAGAGAUUAUGUCUUGAGUUUAUAUAUGUAUGUAUUGAUUUUUAUUAUCUAUGUAUGUAUGGCAGAAUCUUAUAUCUGUGCUCUUUCGAGGGAGCUCAUAUUGCAAUGUACCCGUGAAUUAAGAUUCUCUAACUGUGGUGCGAUAUUAUGUUUUAAAUUUUUAAUCACUAUGUAUGUAUUCGUUAGUAUUAUGUAUGUAUGUAACAUUUUUUCAUAUAAAAUGACAAUUUGCAGUAAUCCUAUCAACACAUUAAUUUUGUCAUCCUCAUGGUAAUGUCUGAAUUUUCACUUUUUAUAUAGUCUGCAAUGUUUAUGUAAGCCUUACUAUUGCAAUAAAAAAAUAUAACUUUAUAUACUAUUUUAACGACGAAUUAAUCGUAAAAAUUAAAUAUUGCUACAAUUUAUGUGAAUCGUUUUUGAUAUCCAUUGUAAUUCGCCAUUUUAUGUCAAUAUUGUCAUAAAUCACAGUCAAUGAAAUCAAAUAUGUCUGACAAAAUAAUAUAGAAAAUAAAAUAUAACAUCAGAACAACGUUGAACAAUUUAUUUCACAUGCUUUAC